Molecule: messenger RNA, 6024 nt
Organism: Clarias gariepinus (North African catfish)
Lineage: Eukaryota; Metazoa; Chordata; Actinopteri; Siluriformes; Clariidae
Exons: 12
Coding region: 85-5619 (1844 amino acids)
Source: RefSeq, a predicted model, not a curated record
CCCUGUACUCUCUAUGCUGUCUUUGCCACUGGCCUGAGAACACUACAUACCCACGACCCGUGCACAUAGCUUAGACAAAGCACAAUGGACUGGAGGGUUUUACUGCCUAUUUUGGGUUUGAUUGCCGCAAGUGCAGCACAAACCAAUUCAAGUAUUUCAACUACAACAAACACAACUUCAACAGGCCUGACUUCAAACAUGAGCUCACCCACAAACGCCUCCUCACCCCAGGGCCCAUCCUUCAAUGGCUCAUCAACAAACACAUCCACACCUCUGAGCCAAUCUAACAACUCAUCCACAAAUAUGUCCUUGCCCAUAAGUCCGCCCUUUAACAGCUCUUCAGCGAACACAACCUUGCCCCCAAGUUCAUUCACGAACAGCUCAUCCACAAACAUGUCCUCACCCCUGAUCCCAGCAGCCAAUAGCUCAUCAACAAAUCCAAACUCUUCCCAAAGCCUGUCGACAAACAACAGCUCAUCCACAAACACAUCCACACCCCAGGGCCUAUUCACCAAUGGGUCAUCAAUAAACACAUCCUCCCCCUUGAGUCCAUCACCCACAAAUACAUCCUUGCCACCAAACCCAUCCAUAAACAGUUCAUUGGUAAACUCAACCUUACCCCCAAAUCCAUCUACAAACAGCUCAUCCACAAACAUCUCCUUACCCCAGAGCCCAUCAACCAACAGCUCAUCAAUGAAUCCAACCUUGCCCCCAAGACUAUCCACAAACAACUCAUCCCCAAACACAUCCUUGGCACCCAGCCCAUCCACGAACAGCUCAUUCACAAACGUAUCCCCACCCUUGGGCUCAUCCAUAAAUGGCUCAUUAACGAACACACCCUCCCCCCUGAGCCCAUCUAACAACGCAUCCACAAAUUCAUCCUUGCCACCAAGCCCAUCUAUAAACAGUUUAUUGGCAAACACAACCUUGCCCCCAAAUUUAUCUACAAACAACCCAUCCACAAACACAUCCUUGGCACUUAGCCCAUCUACGAACAGCUCAUCUACAAACAUAUCCUCACCCCUGGGCCCAUCUAUAAAUGGCUCUUCAAACUCACCCUUCUCAAUGAGCCCAUUUAACAACUCAUCCACAAAUACAUCCUUGCCACCAAGCCCAUCCAUAAACAGCUCCUUAGUAAACACAACCUCACCCCAGAGUCCAUCCACCAACAGCUCAUCAAUAAAUCCAACCUUGCCCCCAAGACCAUCUACAAACAAUUCAUCCACAAACACAUCCUUGCCACCCAGCCCACCCACAAACAGCUCAUCCACAAACACAUCAUCACCCCAGGGCCCAUUCAUCAAUAGCUCAUUAACAAACACAUCCUCCACCCUGAGCCCAUCUAAUAACUCAUCCAUAAAUACAUCCUUGCCACCAAGCCCAUCCAUAAACAGCUCAUUGGCAAACACAACCUUGCCCCCAAAUCCACCUGCAAACAGCUCAUCCUCAAACACAUCUUCAUCCCCGAGUCCGUCUUCAAACACAUCUUUGGCAUCUAACCCCUCCACAAACAGCUCUUCCACAAACACAUUCUCACCCCAGGGCCCAUCGACCAACAGCUCGUCAAUAAAUUCAACUUCUCCCCCAAGUCCAUCCACAAACAACAGCUCAUUAAACACAUCUUCAUCCUUCAGCACAUCUACAAAUGGCUCUUCAACAAAUAUAUCUUCAUCCAACAGCUCAGCUCCAUACAGCGUCUUGACAAACACUUCUGAAGUAGCUGCAGUAUUCAGUUUAGUUUUUAGCAUUAAUGAAAACUUUGACCAGGCACUGGACGAUAGUAGCUCUCCACAGUUUAAGGCAAAAGUAACAAGUGUCCGUGAUCAGGUUGAGCCAUUAUACAGACGAACAAACCCAAACUUCAUUAGGAUGAACAUUUUUAACUUUAGGAACGGCUCUACUGUAGUAAAUUCCAGCCUUGAAUAUAGUGCAAACAGCACCAUCCCAACUAACUCCACAGUACAAGCCAUCCUCAUUAAUGCGACGAACACCAACUCAAGCUUAAACAUAAUUACAAAUACCAUAAGCGUCACUCAGGUUCCUGUAACAAACAGCUCAUCAACAAACCCAACUUUGGCUCCGAGCACAGCUGGAAACAGCUCAUUACCUAACACUUCAUCCAACACCACAGCUACAAAUAGCUCAUCAGCAAGCGUGCCUUCAUCCAACAGCACGGCUACCAACAGCUCAUCAACAACCACGCCUUCAUCCAACAGCACAGCUACUAACAGCUCAUCAACAACCACGCCUUCAUCCAACAGCACAGCUACUAACAGCUCAUCAACAACCACGCCUUCAUCCAACAGCACGGCUACCAACAGCUCAUCAACAACCACGCCUUCAUCCAACAGCACGGCUACCAACAGCUCAUCAACAACCACGCCUUCAUCCAACAGCACGGCUACCAACAGCUCAUCAACAACCACGCCUUCAUCCAACAGCACGGCUACCAACAGCUCAUCAACAACCACGCCUUCAUCCAACAGCACAGCUACCAACAGCUCAUCAACAACCACGCUUUCAUCCAACAGCACGGCUACCAACAGCUCAUCAACAACCACGCCUUCAUCCAACAGCACAGCUACCAACAGCUCAUCAACAACCACGCUUUCAUCCAACAGCACGGCUACCAACAGCUCAUCAACAACCACGCUUUCAUCCAACAGCACAGCUACCAACAGCUCAUCAACAACCACGCCUUCAUCCAACAGCACAGCUACCAACAGCUCAUCAACAACCACUCCUUCAUCCAACAGCACGGCUACCAACAGCUCAUCAACAACCACGCCUUCGUCCAACAGCACAGCUACCAACAGCUCAUCAACAACCACGCCUUCAUCCAACAGCACGGCUACCCACAGCUCAUCAACAACCACGCCUUCAUCCAACAACACGGCUACCAACAGCUCAUCAACAACCACGCCUUCAUCCAACAGCACAGCUACCCACAGCUCAUCAACAACCACGCCUUCAUCCAACAGCACAGCUACCAACAGCUCAUCAACAACCACGCCUUCAUCCAACAGCACAGCUACCCACAGCUCAUCAACAACCACGCCUUCAUCCAACAGCACAGCUACCAACAGCUCAUCAACAACCACGCCUUCAUCCAACAGCACAGCUACCAACAGCUCAUCAACAACCACGCCUUCAUCCAACAGCACAGCUACCAACAGCUCAUCAACAACCACGCCUUCAUCCAACAACACGGCUACCAACAGCUCAUCAACAACCACGCCUUCAUCCAACAGCACAGCUACCAACAGCUCAUCAACAACCACGCCUUCAUCCAACAGCACAGCUUCAAACAGCGUCUUGACAAACACAUCUUCAGUAGCUGCAGUAUUCAGCUUAGUUUUUAGCAUUAAUGAAAACUUUGACCAGGCACUGGACAAUAGCAGCUCUCCACAGUUUAAGGCAAAAGUAACAAGUGUCCGUGAUCAGGUUGAGCCAUUAUACAGACGAACAAACCCAAACUUCAUUAGGAUGAACAUUUUUAACUUUAGGAACGGCUCUACUGUAGUAAAUUCCAGCCUUGAAUAUAGUGGGAACAGCACCAUCCCAACUAACUCCGCAGUACAAGCCAUCCUCAUUAAUGCGACGAACACCAACUCAAGCUUAAACAUAAUUACAAAUACCAUAAGCGUCGCUCAGGUUCCUGUAACAAACAGCUCAUCAACAAACCCAACUUUGGCUCCGAGCACAGCUGGAAACAGCUCAUUACCCAACACUUCAUCCAACACCACAGCUACAAAUAGCUCAUCAGCAAGCGUGCCUUCAUCCAACAGCACGGCUACCAACAGCUCAUCAACAACCACGCCUUCAUCCAACAGCACAGCUACUAACAGCUCAUCAACAACCACGCCUUCAUCCAACAGCACAGCUACCAACAGCUCAUCAACAACCACGCCUUCAUCCAACAGCACAGCUACUAACAGCUCAUCAACAACCACGCCUUCAUCCAACAGCACAGCUACCAACAGCUCAUCAACAACCACGCCUUUAUCCAACAGCACAGUCACUAACAGCUCGUCAACAACCACGCCUUCAUCCAACAGCACAGUCACUAACAGCUCGUCAACAACCACGCCUUUAUCCAACAACACGGCUACUAACAGCUCAUCAACAACCACGCCUUCAUCCAACAGCACGGCUACUAACAGCUCUUCAACAACCACGCCUUCAUCCAACAGCACGGCUACCAACAGUUCGUCAACAACCACGCCUUCAUCCAACAGCACGGCUACCAACAGCUCAUCAACAACCACGCCUUCAUCCAACAGCACGGCUACCAACAGCUCAACAACAAGCAAGCCUUCAUCCAACAGCACGGUUACCAACAGCUCAUCAACAACCACGCCUUCAUCCAACAGCACGGCUACCAACAGUUCGUCAACAACCACGCCUUCAUCCAACAGCACGGCUACCAACAGUUCGUCAACAAACACGCCUUCAUCCAACAGCACGGCUACCAACAGUUCGUCAACAACCACGCCUUCAUCCAACAGCACGGCUACUAACAGCUCAUCAACAACCACGCCUUCAUCUAACAGCACGGCUACUAACAGCUCAUCAACAACCACGCCUUCAUCCAACAGCACAGCUACCAACAGCUCAAGCAAGCCUUCAUCCAACAGCACGGCUACCAACAGCUCAUCAACAAACACGCCUUCAUCCAACAGCACGGCUACUAACAGCUCAUCAACAACCACGCCUUCAUCCAACAGCACGGCUACCAACAGCUCAAGCAAGCCUUCAUCCAACAGCACGGCUACCAACAGCUCAUCAACAACCACGCCUUCAUCCAACAUCACGGCUACCAACAGCUCAUCAACAACCACGCCUUUAUCCAACAGCACAGCUACUAACAGCUCGUCAACAACCAUGCCUUCAUCUAACAGCACGGCUACCAACAGCUCAACAACAAACACACCUUCAUCCAACAGCACAGCUACCAACAGCUCAAGCAAGCCUUCAUCCAACAGCACGGCUACCAACAGCUCAUCAACAACCACGCCUUCAUCUAACAGCACAGCUAGUAACAGCUCAACAACAACCACGCCUUCAUCUAACAGCACAGCUAGUAACAGCUCAACAACAACCACGCCUUCAUCUAACAGCACAGCUAGUAACAGCUCAACAACAAGCACAACCUCAUCCACCAGCACCACUUCUACCAGCUCAACAACAAGCACGCCUUUAGUGCCUCCAGAUACAACUGCAAUUUUUAACUUGAUCUUCAGCAUAACAGAAACCUUCAAUCCAGCGCUAGCCGAUAACAACUCUCCACAGUUUUCAGCAAAGGUUAUGAAUAUUCGUAAUCAGGUUGAACCAGUAUUCAAGAAAGCCUAUAAAAACUUCCUCAUCAUGCGCAUUUUUAAUUUCUGGAGCGGUUCUACUGUGGCAAACACCACUUUAUAUUUCAAUUCGAAUGGCUCAAACGUUACUAGCACCCAAAUUUCAGACACCUUUAGAAGUGGAAUUAACAACUACAAUUUUACUGUAAACUCCUUUAAUGUCACUCAGGUUUUAGGUAAUUCUAUGCCGCCAGUGAUUGCCAGCUCAGUUUCCAUGAUAUGGAUGUCUCUUCUAUCACUUCUGAUUUCCCUGCACUUGUAGCUCCAGAUCCAAUUAUAAAACAUAAACAAACAUAUAUAUGAUCCUCAUAUAUAAUUCAUGAAAGAAAAAAUAUAUAUUUUUUGCCAUAAGCCAAAUAUCUUUAGAAAAGAAUGCAAAAAAUAUAUAUUUUGAAUUGUUGAUACUGGAGACUUAAUGAGGGUUCGGAUUUGCCUGAACAAUUCUCCACAUUCUAUAACAAAUAAAUAAAUAAACAAAUAUACUUUAUUUAAAUGCAUUGAAUUUCUUUAAAACUAUUGCAUAAAAAUUUUUAUAAAUCAUUGUUGUUCUAUUCAGCAUAAUUUAUAAACAUUUAAAUCUAUAUCUAACUCUACUUAUUACUGUUUAUGUCUAUAUGUUUAUGCACAGUGAUUAAUGUAUGUAUGAAAAUAAAGCUUUGCACACCUU